AUGAGGAAGACGCCGAUCUUCGUUCUGAAGAGUGGAAGAGUGAUGACUGAAGAAAGAGUCAUCGUCAACGGCCAACGCACAGCAUCCAUGGAUCGUGCUUUAACUUCCCGUUUUGAAAUCCCGUCUACUUUCGAAAACCGCCGUAGGAGUUCUCUGGCCACCAUCACUCGACGACGAUUCGCGCCGGCGAUUGUUUCCGCGAAACGAUCCCCAGUCGAUGGAGUGAGCGAUGAGCUGAAUCUGAUCGCCUCUCAGGAGUUGGAUCAAGCUCCCGCACGAAGACGAGCCCGUUCCGCUUUCGUUGAAUUGCAGCAGCAAAUUGAUCACUGCUUGUUCAAGAAAGCUCCGAUUGGGAUCAGAUCAGAGGAGUGGUAUGAGAGGAAUUCGAAAGGGGACGAAAUCUUCUGCAAAAGUUGGUUGCCGGAAGCCGGAGUUGAAAUUAAAGCUGCAGUGUGUUUCUGUCAUGGCUAUGGCAGCACUUGCACUUUCUUCUUCGAUGGCAUAGCAAAGCAAAUAGCAGGCUAUGGUUAUGGUGUUUAUGCGAUAGACCAUCCUGGUUUUGGCCUCUCAGAUGGUUUACAUGGUCACAUCCCAAGUUUUGAUGACUUGGCUGAUAAUGCUAUUGAACAGUUCACCAAAAUGAAAGGGAGACCUGAAUUGAGAAAUGUGCCCCGGUUCCUAUUCGGACAGUCGAUGGGAGGAGCUAUUGCAUUGAAAAUUCAUCUGAAAGAGCCUCGUGCUUGGGAUGGUCUCAUCCUUGUGGCUCCAAUGUGUAAGAUUUCAGAAGAUGUAAAACCUCCUAAGCUAGUCUUGAAUGCGUUAAUCUUGAUGUCAACGCUGUUUCCAAAAGCAAAGCUGUUUCCAAAGAAAGACUUGAGCGAGCUUUUCUUCAGAGACCCGAGUAAAAGAAAACUGUGCGACUAUGAUGUGAUAUGCUACGAUGACCAAACGCGUCUGAAAACCGCUGUUGAGCUUCUAAAUGCGACAAGAGACAUUGAGAUGCAAGUUGAUAAGGUCUCGUUGCCAUUGUUGAUAUUACAUGGAGCCGCAGAUAGAGUCACAGAUCCAACCGUGAGCAAAUUCCUUCACGAGCAAGCAAUCAGCCAAGACAAAACCCUAAAACUGUACCCAGGUGGCUACCAUUGCAUUCUAGAAGAUUUCUUCUCCGUUAGGAAAUCUCCCAAGUUUUUUCACUCUGUGAACCCUAAUUUUCCGAUGUCGAUCUUCGAGUACAAUGGAAGUGCCGUCGUGGCUAUGGUGGGGAAGAACUGCUUCGCUAUAGCAAGUGAUCGGAGGCUUGGUGUGCAGCUACAGACCAUCGCUACAGAUUUUCAGAGAAUCUCCAAGAUCCACGAUCAUCUCUUCAUCGGUCUUUCUGGUCUCGCCACCGACGUCCAGACACUAUUUGGUCCAUACUUGUGCCAACCUGUAAUUGCUGGAUUGGGAGAAGAUAACAAACCUUUCAUUUGCACAAUGGAUUCGAUUGGAGCCAAGAAUUCUAUUGUAAAUCUAGAUUUGCUGGGAAGUGGGAAAAGUUGUGUGCAUAAUGAUGCUGUUCAUAGACGAUGGAAUAUCUUCCUUAGGCUUAGGAAUGAGGAAGCUGAGGAACUGUUUGAGACAAUUUCACAAGCACUUCUCUCGUCAGUUGACCGCGAUUGUCUGAGUGGAUGGGGAGGACAUGUCUACGUUGUAACACCAAAUGAAGUCAAGGAGAGAAUCCUCAAGGGAAGGAUGGAUUGAUCUGAAAAAUCACAUAUCUGCUUACGUGCAAGUUCGAUUGACCCGUUUAAUCCAGUUUAAGUAGCAGAACCCUCUCGAUCCCAUAGUAACUGUUCCUUCUCUCAGACUGGAUAUUGUUAAGUUCCUCUAUUUUCACAGAAAAUGAAGAAAAGCACUUGUUGUUGUCUUGUUCCAAUACUCCAACCGUAUCAAAUGAUGCACCCUUAUGUUUCUGGUUUAAUUUCGUACCGAAUAAUUGUCUUUAUAUUUGUCGUUAACGAUGAUGAUGAUGAUCAUGAUGAGUAAUGAUAUGUCACAUCGUGAAUGAUUUGCGUGUCCUGCUCUUUGCGUACUAUAUAUGCUGG
Thlaspi arvense is the source of this 2084-nucleotide messenger RNA. The record is from the annotation of a GenBank genome assembly. NCBI's taxonomy places the organism in Eukaryota, Viridiplantae, Streptophyta, Magnoliopsida, Brassicales, Brassicaceae.